Molecule: messenger RNA, 3037 nt
Organism: Capra hircus (goat)
Lineage: Eukaryota; Metazoa; Chordata; Mammalia; Artiodactyla; Bovidae
Gene: HGH1
Product: HGH1 homolog
Exons: 6
Coding region: 695-1915 (406 amino acids)
Source: RefSeq, a predicted model, not a curated record
CUGGAAAAUUCCACGGACAAAGGAACCUGGCAGUCCAUGGGGUCAACAAAGCAUGGGAUACGACUGGGCGACUAGCACCUACGCACGCAAUGUUAGGUUGACAAACCCUAACUUAAAAUUCAUGAGGAAAGAAUAUUUUCUCCAAUCCUUCUGAGGCCAGCAUUACGCAACACGAUGUGAAGACAUCACGAGAAAAUAAAACUACAAACCAAUAUUCCUCAUGGGCAGAGAUGCAAAAAUUCUAAACAAAACUUCAGCAAAUUGAAUACAACCAUAAACAAAAACGAAAAUAUAUAUCGUGACCAAACGGAGAUUAUGUCAGGAAUGCACUAGAAAGUCAAUCACUGUAACUGAUCAUGCUUUUCUUCCAGAGAAAACAGAUCUCUGCCAAUCCCGCGAAGGAAGAGAGUCAACGUACGCUAUGAGGGGGCCGGCAGGAGCCCCCAAAAGGCCGCUGUUAUUCCUCCAGCGACUGUCAUGCUCACCGAGUGCCCGAGCCCGCUUCCGGGCGGCAUCCAAUCCCACAAUCCCCCGGGCCGAGACGUGGCCCCGCCUCUGCGCGCAGGUCCCGCCCCUUGGGUAGAGUCUUGGCCUCGGAUUGGUUACUGCAGCUUCCGCUACCUGGUGGGCGGGGCCGCUGACCACCUGUAGGUUCCCGGCCUGGCUGUGUGCUUCCCCGAGCUCACCGACCUGCAUGGGGGAGGACGCGGGGGACAGGGGUUCGUCGGCGGACUGCCUAGCUCCGGUAGGGUUGCCGAUGUCGGAGACCAGCCCGAAGGCGGAGGCGGCGAAGCUGCUGCCUUUCCUGGCGCUCGGGGAGCGGGCUGACCUGCAGGCGGCGGCGGCGCAGCAUGUGCUGGCGCUGACUGGCUCGGGGCCGGGGCGCACGCUGCUGGCCGGCCAGGCGGCACUGCUGCGGGCGCUGGUCGAGCUGGCGGUGGCCCCUCCUCCCGCCCCAGCCCGAGACGCCGCUCGCGCGCUAGUCAACCUGGCUGCCGACCCCGGCCUGCACAAGCCGCUGCUGGCGGCCGAGCCCAGACUGCCUGUCCUCCUGCUGGGCUGCGCGUUGGACCCACACUGGCCCUGGGCCGAGGAAGCGGCCGCCGUGCUGGCUAACCUCAGCCGCGAGCCGGUGCCGUGCGCUGCGCUGACAGAGGCUCUGGCGGCCGCAGAACCGGGAGAGUCGGGCCUGGAGCGGCUGGUGCGCGCGCUGUGCACUCCGGGCUACAACGCUCGCGCGCCCUUGCACUACUUGGGACCAGUGCUCUCCAACCUCAGCCAACGUUCCGCGACCCGCGCUUUUCUGCUGGACCGCAACAGGUGCGUGGUCCAGCGGCUGCUGACCCUUACCCAAUACCCGGACUCCUCGGUGCGCAGGGGCGGGGUGGUGGGAACACUGCGAAAUUGCUGCUUCGAGCACCGACAUCAUGAAUGGUUACUUGGGCCCGAGGUGGACAUUCUCCCCUUCUUGCUACUGCCCCUGGCUGGGCCUGAAGACUUCUCUGAGGAAGAGAUGGAGCGGCUGCCUAUUGAUCUGCAGUACCUGCCACCAGACAAGCAGCGAGAGCCUGACGCUGACAUCCGCAAGAUGCUAAUUGAGACCAUCAUGCUGCUGACAGCCACAGCACCUGGUCGGAAGCAGGUGAGGGACCAGGGAGCCUACUUGAUCCUGCGAGAGCUGCACAGCUGGGAGCCUGAGCCUGAUGUGCGGUUGACUUGUGAGAAACUCAUCCAGGUACUUAUUGGGGACGAGCCAGAGCGCGGCCUAGAGAACCUGCUGGAGGUGCAGGUGCCUGAGGAGGUUGAGCGGCAGCUGCAGCAGCAGGAUCACCAGGAGCGGGAGCAGUGUGAGCGGGAGCAGCAGGAGCUGGAGCUGGGCCCAGGGCCACAAGCAGAGGAAGCUGCAUCCACGUGAGGCCCCUGAGGCCUGCCAGCAUCUCCAGGCCCACUUCUCUUCACAGUCCGUCCAGGCCUCCCAGACCAGGCCUGCCUGCUAUCCCCUGCUCUGAGAGUGUAUCUGGCUGAGAUGCAGAGCUGCCAUUAAGCUCCAGGUGUUUGCUGAGGAUUGAGGGCACCUCCAUGUGCCCUGUUGCUUCCAGCAAGAAUGCUGGCUGCUCAGAGGAGGACUGUUCAGCCAGGGCUGGCCCAGACCUCUGACUCGCUCAGGUGUCUCCAGGCGGAGGGCUGGCAGGGCUGGAUAGAAAAACGCGGCAGACCUGAAGGGCCAGUGAGAGCUUCCCAGUAAGUCUCAGGUGUGAUCUAGGGGUCUGGGUGCUUGCACUGCCCCUUGCUGCCAGUUCCAACCCAAGUCCCUCCAUCCUGGGGGCCCUCGGCUGGGCCUGCCUGAGACCUGGCCUCACAGGGCUGACCUGUUGAGAGUUUCACCAGCCACAGCCUGUCAGGGUCUCCCAGGGCUGCAUCCCCCUGGCCUGUCCUUGGAGUGCUUGCUGGUGCUGCCUCCUCUUCACCCUUAGCACCUUCCCUGUGCCCAGCCCCAGCCCUUGGGCCUUUGUGAGCACUUCAAGUGCUAUUUCCCAGUCCUAGACCGACCUGAUGCUCCCACCUUCCCUGUCUAGCUAGGCUCUCUCCCUGUUCAAUUCCCCUGAGCCUUAGCCCCCCAGAUCCCAUGCCCACCAAGCUAAUAAGCCUUGCCUUUGGCCCAAGUCUUCCCCUGGACCACGCUCUGCCCCUUUGGAGCCCGUUGGCCCCAUGUGUGGUGCCUUCAAAUCCACGGCCCCAAGCCCAGCAGGCUGUCCCUCACCCCACUGUAUUCCCUUCCUGGGCCUCCCACCAAAGCUAGGGCCAUCUUUUGCCCUGGAUCCCUGUUUCCCCGCCCUUCCAGGCUUCUUACCGCAGAGCACCCCCCACCCACCCCCAGCCCUCUUGUCCUCAGUCCUGGGACCACUUCCAGAGCUGGGGCCAGCUCUACUGGAGCUCAGAUCAAAGCCAAGUUCUUCGUGGAUACCAGGUGCCUUCCUCUUCUGUGGUCCCCUCUUCAUUCUCCCUCCCCCCAGUUAAAUUAAAGCUGUGGCCUGAA